Molecule: messenger RNA, 7235 nt
Organism: Aedes albopictus (Asian tiger mosquito)
Lineage: Eukaryota; Metazoa; Arthropoda; Insecta; Diptera; Culicidae
Product: jerky protein homolog-like
Exons: 2
Coding region: 121-1200 (359 amino acids)
Cellular component (GO): nucleus
Molecular function (GO): DNA binding
Source: RefSeq, a predicted model, not a curated record
GUUGGGGCAGUUGACAGCUGGUCGAUUUUCCAUAGGGGGUGUGCUAAUUGUUUGUUUUCCUUUCGUCGUAGAAGAAAGUUUAUCGAUUCCUGAAAAGUUUACGAAUAAGUUGGUUGCGAAAUGUCUCAUUGCGGUGAGGGAAUGGAUUCGCCUGCGGAAGGUAAAUCGUUGAAGCGCAAACACGUCACACUCACUCUGGCGCAGAAGUUGGAUGUCAUCCGGGAAGCAGAGUCCAGUGAAUUAUCCCACGAGCAGAUCGCGAAAAAAUACGGAAUCGGAAGUUCAUCCGUGGGCCGAUUCUUAAAGCACAAGGAGGCCAUCAAAUCCAAAAUAGAGACCUAUAGAGAAUAUGGGGUAGAGGAGCGGCGAACUCUCAAGGUGCAAAGUUUCCCGUUGCUGGAGCAAGCACUGUUCGUGUGGAUACUGCAGCAACGGAAUGCGAACGUCAUUGUUUCGGCGGAAGUUUUGAAAGCAAAAGCCCAGCAGCUGCUUGUGAAUUUUCAACAACACGGAUGCUAUGAAGGAUGCCACUUCCUCGCAUCGAAUGGAUGGGCUCGUCGUUUCCGGCACCGUUUUGGACUACGUACGGUUGUAACUGCGGGAGAAAAAGCUUCGGCUGACCUGGAAGCUUACACUAGCUUCAAACCGGUGCUGAUGAAGAAAAUUUUGGAUAUGGGUCUGAACCCUUCACAAUUGUUCAACGCUGAUGAAUCGGCAAUCUUCAUCAAACUGAUUGCUUCCAGAACGGUUGUCCUGUGGGAUGAAAAAGCUGCUGCUGGUCGAAAGCUCAACCGGAUCAGGUACACUUUUAUGCCCUGCUCGAACAUGGACGGCACUCUGAAAUUGAAGCUUAUGUUUAUCGGUACAUCAGAAAACCCGCGAGAUCUUCCGCGCAAUAAGGAAGCACUGCCGGUUUCUUAUUAUAAUGCGAAGAAGGCCUGGAUGACUAGAAUUCUGUUCAAGAAGUGGUUUGAUGACGAGUUUGUACCUGCAGUGCGGAAGUUUAGCGAAGAAAACGGGCUUGAGCCGAAAGCACUUCUGGUUUUAGAUAACUGCUCGGCUCAUCACAUUGGAUGUGAUUUGAGAAGUGAUGAUGGAUUGAUUGAAGUGAUAUACUUGCCCCCCAAUGUGACUAGUGAGUGCCAGCCAAUGGAUCAAGCCGUUAUCAACGCAAUUAAAACGCGUUACAAAAAAAGUUGAUGUUAAAAUUGAUUCUCGAAGAUGAACAUCUCUCCUUCAACCAACGCCUGAAAAAUGUUUCACUAUCCCAAUGCAUGGAUUGGUUAGCUAGCUCAUGGGAUGAGAUAUCGGCCGCGACAAUAAGAAACUCCUGGAACAAAUUGAUCGACGAAUUCCCGGGGUUCGAGUAUGACGAACCAUGGCCAGACGAAAAUAUCACGGGAGACAUCAAAAUGAUCAUAGAAGCAGCGGACGAAAUUGCCGGUACCGAAACGAGUCAGAGCGAUGUGGACCGUUGGCUCAAUGACCAGGUUGUCGAUUCCGAGGGAAACAUGCUGAGCGUAACCAACUAUCAGUACAGUGAUGAAGAAAUCAUAUCAUCUGUGCUACAACGACUGGAUGAUACAACGUGCACUGAUGAAGAAUGGUUGGACUCUUCGGAUGAAAAUUAUCAAGGGACAGAUGAGCAACAGACAGUCAAUGGAGCGUCUCCAAACCGCAGGCAGAACUUUUCUAACGUGCUCAAGUCAUUGGAUAAUGUAAUUGAUUAUGUAAGAGGUGAUCUGCAGGAAGUCACCAAACUUACGGCACUGCGGAACAAACUGGUUGGCGAUAAGUGGAAAGAGCGUAAUUUGAACGUCGUUUGAGUAAGUUGAACAGUUUCAGUAUGUUUUUGUUUUAUGAAAUACAGUUAAUUUAACUUUCAAAAUUUGAUUUUUAUUGAAAAGAAAACUAUCAUCAACGUACAUUGAUGGACCCCUUUCAAAUGAUAACAUUGAAACGUCAGGCAUCGUUUGACAUAAGGUUUUGACAUAUGAGUGCUUUUUGGUUGGGGUUUUCCUCAUUUAGCGAACACCCAACAAACGAGCACCCCCAGUUAACGAACACCCAAGGAGCGAAUCGUCACUGUAAAUCGAUUAAACUCACACUAGGUAAAUUGCCUUCACCUCCAGCAAAAACAUUUACUUAAGAGUAGGUAAAUUCAACCCAAGACCAGUGUUGGUAAACUCACACUCAAAGCUCACUCAUGAACCGCUCCUGCAUGAGCAAACUCGCGCGCGAUUCUAAAUCAUUUUCUCACGCGCGAGAUUUUCAUGCAAAAUCUCGCUCUCACGAGUCAAGCGCCGAAAUCUCAUUUGCUUGUAAAACGAAUCCAAAUCAAUUUAAACGACAAUCUUUGUUGUUGUAUGCAAGGUUUGAUCUUGUCCUGUUAUACAAUCCUAAAAACUUCGUUGUAAAUAAUAAGACUACCAAGAAAUUAAGGAAUGAGUAAAAUCACGAGUCAACUCAUGCAUGAUUUUUUCGGCGGUGAGUUUGGCGAGUCAAAAAUCGCGCGUGAAUCAACUCAACCAUGAGAUUUGAGAAUUUGAGAUUUUACCAACACUGCCCAAGACCCCCCUCAUUCAACCCAAAUUUGAGUAAACCUGCAUUUACCCAAAAUUGGCUUAUUGGGCUCAAGGACCCCCGUUGGGUAGAUGCAUCUCUGUUUGUUUUUGACAACAUCGGUGAAGGAAAGAGGGAAAACAACCUAAUUUUGGGUAACUAGUUUAUUCGAUAUACUCAGCUUUGAGUAAAAUCGACCCAAAAAUUAGGUAGUUUGAUUUCUCCGUGUAUGAAAUGGUGCCGGUUACUAUGUUCAUUUUUUCAGUGUAGGGUUACCCUGGUUUGGUUGUUAUCUUCUUCUUCUUCUUCUCAAUUCUGGUGCUCUUUGCACAGAGCUAAAGAGCGGAAAAAUGGCGCAACGAACUAGCGCUAUAUUGCCAACGAGUUUUCGUUUAUACUCCAAUGGAAUUUACUUUCUGGCGAGCACGCCGCGGAACACGACCAAACGUGUUGGCCGCUGCAGUCUUACUGGUUGUUAUCAAGUGAAGCGAUCUGUUGAAUUUCGAAAACACCGUGCUUGCUAUGAUUGGUUUCGUAAUCGUAAUGAGAAUUUGUAUCGGAGAGGUUUUGGAAGAAAAAAAGUUUUUGAGCGGUUCAAAAUUUAUCACAACAACGUGUGGCCACCGCUGAAAAGUGAAGUUCGUUUAAUUUUGCUAUUUUGUUUCUUAGUCGCGUCUCCCCGUGUCAAACUUUCAACCAGUCGCUUUGACGCUGGCGAUUGCGGCUUGGGAGCUUAGUCAUCAAAAGUGAAGAUAAGGCGAAAAACAGUAGUGAAUAAAGAAAUCAGCAGAAACUCAAGGAAAAUGUAUGAAAAAAUUAUCAUGUGCCGGAUGGAAUGCCUCUCACUAGAAGAAACAAUAAAAGAAAACAGAAAUAAUCUCUACCAAAACCCGAUGUGCAAAACAUCAAUCAUACAGAAGCGGAUGAUCAACAUUGGACUACAAAUAUGACUCGUAAAUUGGUGAGAUCUUUCCUAUAUUAUUUAUAUCUGCUUUACUCUACUGCAUUAUAUACAACCUCAUAUAUUUCAAACAUAAUCGUCAACAUCUGGAGCGUUUGGUACGGUAUGUCCACGCAUCCUUCCUCCCCUGUAGAUUUGAGAAGUACUUCGACGACAGAAAAAAUGAUCUGAAGUCCAGGUAUUUCGAAGAACCAUCUUUGAGGUAAAUACAACGCAGUAGGCCUGGCCUGGCCUGAUGGUCUCGGCAUACUUCCCAGGUGACGUGGACGAAAUCCCUCCUCCAGAAAUAGCUGCGCUCGUAGCCUACAGCCACCGACACAACAUCCCCUUCGUCAUAGGGUGUGACGCAAAUGCAAAUCACACCGUAUGGGGAAGUACAAAUAUAAACACCAGAGGUGAGUACCUGUUACAGUUUCUCUCUUUCAAGAAUAUUGACACUUGUAAUGUUGGUGUCAAGCCCACGUUUGAAAACUCCAUUCGUCAGGAAGUUUUGGACUUGACUCUAUGUAGUCGGUCUAUCUCUGAUAAAAUUAAAAAACUGGCAUGUUUCUGAAGAAAUAUCAAUGUCAGACCACAAACACAUCAUCUUCGAAUGGGAAGGGGGUCUAACGAUAGAAAAAAACGUUUAAAGAUCCUGAGAAAACUGAUUGGGGAUCCUACUCAGCUAUCCUACAAUCCGAAGAGUACAUCAUAGAAAGUCGCAUUAGUCCUGUUCAACUCUUGAGAAGCUUAGGAAAACUGCGCGUAGGGAAUUCAAUCGAGCCAAGUGAACCAGCGAUUGGAGCCUAUACAGAAAGGCCCUGACGAACUACAACAAAGAAAUAAGGUUAGCCAAACGGAAAUCGUGGAUUCUAAUGUGUGAAAGCAUAGAGAAUACACCCGUAGUGGCCAGGCUCCAAAAAACUCAAUGGUGUGGGUAGCCUCCGAAAGACGGAUGGUUCGCUCACUGUAGAGCCUAGCGAUACACUGAGCAAAUUGUUAAAGAUCCACGUCUCUGAUUCAAUCCCUGAGUCGAGCAUCGGCGACCAAGGCACCGGAAUUGCUGUCUCAGAUCCACAAGUGAUCCAAUCAUGGGUUUCUGGAUCUAAAACAGAUGCAAUAAAGGUUGCAAAGGAAGCUUUCACUCGGGCCAGGGUUGAGAGGGCUAUGAGAUCUUUCGAGCCAUUUAAGUCUCCUGGCAUGGAUGGAAUAUUCCCAGCGUUGAUCCAAAAGAGGAAAACACUGGUUUCACCCUUGGUUGAGAUUUUUUAGGGCGAGUCUGAUUUUGGGGCAUAUCCCUGAUAAAAAAUAUCAUAAAAAUACGAUAAAUUUUAUUGUUACAACACCAUUUUUUCGAAAAAUAUUCACCAUUAAACGUAUUGUAUUUUACACGGCACACUCACCAUCACCCCUAUUGUUCUAUACCAUUCGGCGAAUGGUAAAUGGCACUUUUACAAUAAAAAAUGGUGGUCGUUAUGUAUCUUAACCAUAAAAUUUUGAGAAAAUUUUCAUACACUUUUUCGCGAAAAACAAUAGAAUGUAUUGUUUUUUUAUGAGACAUUUUUGGGGCAAUUUUCAAAAGAAAACCAUAUAUCUUAUUGUUUUUUCAUUGUUCUUACAAUACAAAUACAAUUAAUUGAAUGGCGUCAAAUGAAUCGUUGUUACAAUAAAAAUACAAUAAUAUUUGUGUAAGCAGUUUCGCUUUUGAAAAUCCAUAGAAUUUAUAUUUCCCGCUAACAUUUAUAUCCAGCAUUUACGAGCACUAACGGCCUCCAGAAUGAUAUGCACAUCAUUUUAUGAUAAGAGUCUAACACUCUGAUGUCUGUCUGAUAUGUGUUGCUUGCUUGGUUGCUUGGCAGCUGUUGAUGAGAUCUAUCAUCAAUCUUUUCAAACAACUGCCAAUUAUCACAAGUCAGACCUCAGGUCGUAUGAUCCAUAUCAUAAAUCGUUCACAAUUCAUUUGGCCAUUAGUAUAUGUAAAUGCUGAAGAAAAAUGUUACCGAGAAAUAUGAAUUCUUUGGUUUUUCAAAGGCGAAAUCUGUUUACAUAACAAUAAAUAUUAUUGCAUGUUUAUUUCUACAUCGGUUCAAUUGACCCCAUUAAACAAAUUGUAUUUGAAUUGUUAUCAAUGGUAGUUUACUAUUUACUAGAUUCCUAUAAUUUAUUGGAAAACAUUAGAAAAAUCAUUGCACACUUUUUUCUUAUCGUAACGUCCUCACUUGGCUAAAACCUGCUUUUCAGCUAGUUUUCUAUAAGUACUUCCUCAGUUAUUCAUUGAGAGCUUCCUCUGCCAACACGGCUUGACGUCUGUCAGUCGUUGAAGUUUUAGCGAAUAACAUUCGAUAACCGAAACAUCUACUGUACUCAAAUUUAAAACAAAAACUACAAAAAAAUAUGUCAAGUGAUUUUGUAUUUGAUUAUACAAACAUGAUCCAAGCAACAAUAAUAUUUAUUGUUAUUUUUUUGUUACGAAUUGUUUUUAAGGUAAUUGAGAAAUAAACUCUUUUUUAAUAAAAAGUUCAUAAGAACUUUGCAGGCACUUUUGCAACUAUUUAAAAACAACUUAAAUUAAUUUUUACUGAUAGUAACUUUAAAUUAUUAUAGAACUAUUGAAAAACAAUCGAAUCAAUUAGUCACUAAUAAAGCUAAUGUUCACUUAUUGUACGAACUAUAUGGGCUUGAUUUCUAUUGUAAAAAGUAACAAUACAUCUACUAUGUGUUUUAUUGUGAACAAUAAAACCAGUCAUAAGUCAAUAAUAUUUACCAUGUAAUGAAUGGUAACUUUUUAUCCGGGAUACCCAACGAUUGGCGUCAAAUCCGGGCUGUCUUCAUUCCGAAGGCAGGAAAGAGAGAUAAAACCAACCCCAAAGCAUUCAGGCCGAUAAGUUUAUCCUCUGUAAUGCUCAAAAUCAUGGAAAAGAUACUAUGCGAGUAUACAUAAAUCACAAAUUUAUGAAAGCAAUGCCUUUGUCAAAAAACCAAUUCGCUUAUCAAAGUGGAAAAUCUACGAUCUCGGCACUACAUAUGGUAGUUCAAAAGAUCGAAAAAACACUUAAUGCAAAACAAAUUGCUCUUGUAGCAUUUCUUGAUAUUGAGGGCGCAUUCGAUAACGCUUCUUAUUCGUCUUUAGGGUCAGCAAUAUUGAGGAGAAAAUUCGACCCAUGCAUUGUUACCUGGGUACAUGCUUUGCUAGCUAAUCGAAAAAUCUCCUCUGAGCUUAGCGGUAAUAGAGGUAAUAAACUAUAGAGGGAGAAUGUCGCUGACGUCGCCACCGCAACAUCUCUUGCUGGCGAAGAUAGGGAUGGAUAUGAGUGUCAAAGCAAAAAAGUAUGCAGUUUGACAGAUAGAUACCCGGGAUGUUUGCGAACGAGAACAAAUGGAACAGCAGCGACAUUCGUCCUCUAUAGUUUAUUAACUCUAUUUUAGCGGUUCAUCUUCUUCUUCUUCUUUCUGGCCAACUAGCACCGUUCGGCGCCAGUUGUGUUUUUACGUCAGCUGGGUCUAGGAGCUAAGCCUUAAAUUCCGACGCCCCAGGGAGACAGCCACCACACCUGAGGACCCUACAUAUCGAACCUGUAGUGACGCGUACCGCACUCUAUGCCGUCUGACCAAAGACUGAAGACUGUCUGCCGGGUUCACUCAUAUGCACUCUAAUCAAACACCAUCGAGGACUACUACACUCUUAUUGAAUAUUGCCAUGUAUCUCUAAUAGAAGCGUCUACCACAUCCCCCU